AUGGGCAAAAAAAGGAAGAGACCCAUCAAGGGUCGGGGUCCGCCUUCGUCUCACCCGAGUAUCACUUCUCCCCGCCGUUUCAGAAACCCGGCUCCAUCCACUGGAACAAUAAACCAUCCUGUUAUCUCCCUGUACUACCGACAGGUGGUGACCCUGCGAGAGUACCUCCUGCUGCAACUCCCCGUGACAUCCAAGUCGCGUCGGCGCCGUAUCCUGACAGGUUCACAAGCCGGCGAGCUAGCAUCGGAAACAUCCCAAACACUGGCGCAUCUGUUAGACUCCACUCUGGUGGGUGUGCUGAAGGAGUCUUCACCGACCCUCAACUCCGAACGCCAAAAGGAAUAUCUGUCUUUUACGCAGUCUCAGUCGCGCUCGAUUCUCGUCAGCACAGAUACGGGUCCGACUUGUCCGCAAUCCGAGGUGGUUGAUUUUGUUAUUUGGAAACUUUUCAAUCAUGGUUCAUACGCAAAACCCCAGCACUUGCUGGCUCAUGGGUUCCAACGCCCGGCAAUGGGAUUGAAUGCCGUGGAAACGAGUAUUCCGGGAAUUGUCUCUCAAUUUCCCAACCAAAAUGUCCGUACUCUCAAGGAGGAUGCAUGGGCAGAGGUCUUGGGGCUGCUUGGUAGUAAUGGAGAGGAGAUUAUGAUGCAAAUGCUAUUCGAUUGUGGAGUCUUUGUGGCCAUCAAUGCCCGAAAAGGCAUUUACUACCAACUAAGUGGACCACCGCUGUCAAUGCUUGAGCCGUUCAAUGAUGGUAUCAACCCCGAAGAGCCCGCCAAGACAAAGGCACCAACACCAGCUGUCGGUGCCCGAAAGCUCCACAAAGAGCAUGGCGACCGCAAACGGGUCUCUGAUAAAUCUGUUCGUGGUCCAAACAGCAUCAUAUUUCUACGCCGGCGCAUGCUUUAUGGACGAGCCGAGUCCAACGUGAGAACACCAUCCGGGUUGGGAAAGACACAUGUCCUCAACCGCUUCUCGUCGCUUGAUUCAGCAGCGCAAACUGUCCAUGUGCUGAAAUAUGUCUUUCCUCGGCAAUUUGGCCUGCUGAAUGCGUUUACAGUUGACCCGGAUGGCCACAACAGUAUCGAUGACCCCAAGCGCUUCAUGUUCCGAGAAAACGAAAUAUCUGCUCGUGAAGAACAGAAACCGGGGCGGGCCCACAAUGGGCGCGACGCGUCAGAUGGAGGCAUUGGAAAUACGAAAGUUCCCAAAAGGCUUCGUGGAAGUGCGAUUGAGCUUAUCCGGAAACUGCGGACUCGUAAUUCACGCUGUUGCUACUUGAAGUUGCUGCGAUACUAUUGUCCAACUGAUGAGACCGGUCCCCAAGAACUUGGCGCCUUCGCCUCAAAUAUCGAGUCGGACACCAAUCAAAGCGAGCCCAAUUCAUCUCUCCUGUCAAAUUUAGUAACGCAGGUACAACUUGGUCCGCCAUCAUCAAGUAUAUGUUCGGCGCCGACGUUGUCCGAUGCCACCUCAACGAGCCACACAGCAGACAAAUGUAGUGGAUUUGAAAUCAAAAAGAAGUCUGCAAUCAAGAAACCUCGAAGCUGUCUAACUGAUUAUGCCACUCCCACAUCUUCGGUUUCCGCGUUUUGUCGGUCGGUACUCCAGAAAUUGAUACCCCGUCAAUUAUUUGGAGUCGGACCAGGCGGCGCUCACAAUCUACGACUAAUUCUCCGAAAUGUCGACCGUUUCAUGAAAUUGCGCCGAUUCGAGAAUCUCAGUUUGCAUGAAGUUUGCAAAGGCAUCAAGAUCUCAAGCAUUGCUUGGCUGGAGCCACCCCAGGUCCAGAAUCUAGCAUCUGAGACAAGAUCGAAGAUCGCUUUGUCCGAUUUGAACAAACGCAUGGAAUUGCUUCACGAAAUUAUUUUUUGGAUCUUUGACUCGAUUCUUAUUCCUCUAAUUCGCUCGCACUUCUACGUCACCGAGUCUCAAACACAUCGAAAUCGACUCUUCUAUUUCCGGCAUGAUGUUUGGCAAAAAUUGAUCGAGCAGCCUUUCGGUGAACUAAAGACCACUAUGUUUGAAGAGCUUGAGCCAGAUCGGGCCCGGCGUGUACUGGCGCGGCGCCCUCUUGGGUUUGGUGCACUCCGUUUGCUCCCGAAGGCUACUGGCCUCCGGCCCAUUUUGAAUCUUCGCAAACGAGUCAUGAAAGAGUCGUUUUGGGGCGGGAAACGGCGCACGUUUCUUGCUCCCAGUAUCAAUUCAAGUAUCACGCCGAUUUACAACAUGUUGACUUAUGAACGACAGCAAGCGCCCGCCAAGCUAGGCUCGUCAAUGGCGUCUGUGACGGAUAUGCAUCACCGACUAAAGAUAUUCAAAGCGCAAUUAAUCAAUCGAUUGUCUUCAGAUCCUAAAGUUCGGAUAACAAAUCUUCCGCCCCUGUGUUUUGUCAAGCUUGAUAUCCAAGCUUGCUUUGAUACAAUCCCACAAAAGAAAUUACUCGGUCUGAUAACAGAGCUGGUCUCUGAAGAGGGCUAUCAUAUCUCCAAGCAUGUGGAACUUCAAGUUUCUGCUCAGCAACGGAAGCCUGCGCGGAAGUAUAUCGGCCGUGCUGCCCCAACAAUGAAACCACAGCCCCUCCCAGACUACUUUAAUAAUGAACCCGCAGGCCGAAAGGCCAAUACUGUCUUUGUUGACACAAUAACUCAAAAAAGCCACAGAGCUGAAGAUCUUCUGGACCUGCUUAAUGAGCACGUGCGAAACAAUCUUGUCAAGAUAAGCCAGAAGUACUAUCGCCAGCGCAAUGGUAUUCCCCAAGGCUCUGUUCUUUCCAGCAUCCUAUGCAAUUUCUUCUAUGCCGAGCUAGAGCGAGAGGUGCUGAAUUUCAUUACACCCGAGAAUGCCCUCCUCAUGCGACUCGUGGACGAUUUCCUCCUCAUCACCCCCGAUGCGAAUCUAGCAACACAGUUUCUGGAAGUAAUGAUCCGCGGUCAACCCACCUACGGUGUCCAAGUCAACCCAGCCAAGAGCAUGACAAACUUCAGUGCAGCAGUUGACGGAGUCCUGCCGCCUCGACUGGAAGGAUCACCCCUAUUUCCAUACCUGGGUAAACUCAUCGACACGCACACCCUAGAAAUCCACCGCGAUCAAGACCGCAUCGUCGAAGGCGGCGAGUCAGCCGCUGUGACUCUCUCCGACUCCCUGACAGUCGAAUCCACCCGCCUCCCAGGUCACACCUUCCAGCGCAAAAUGCUCUCCUCGUUCCGUCUGCAAUUGCACCCUAUGUACCUUGACAACGGACAUAAUUCCCGCGCAGUCAUACUGGCAAACCUCUACUCAGGCUUUGUCACAUGCGCCAUGAAAAUGUACCGCUACAUGAAAUCACUGCAUGGCCGCGCACAGCUAGGAUUUGCCACUGUCAGCCAAACGAUCCACGCUCUCAUAAUCCAGACACAGGGUAUGAUCCAGGCCCGACGUGCGGCAACCUCCCAGUCUUCAUUUUCGUGUUUCGUGCAGCAAUCGCAUAUUAUCUUCCUGGCUGCUACCGCCUUUCGGUUUGUUUUGAAGCGAAAGCAAACCCGGUAUCGGGAUCUGUUGGACUGGCUGGAGGAGAAAAUCAAGCACUCCCGGCCCAAGUCUGACGCUGAGGCAUUCCGAAUGAUGCAGGUUAUUAAGAAGAGUAAUGCCAGUUUUGAGCAAUGGCGGUUUUAG
Molecule: messenger RNA, 3654 nt
Organism: Penicillium nucicola
Lineage: Eukaryota; Fungi; Ascomycota; Eurotiomycetes; Eurotiales; Aspergillaceae
Product: telomerase reverse transcriptase
Exons: 6
Coding region: 1-3654 (1217 amino acids)
Biological process (GO): telomere maintenance via telomerase
Cellular component (GO): telomerase catalytic core complex
Molecular function (GO): telomerase RNA binding; telomeric repeat DNA binding
Source: RefSeq, a predicted model, not a curated record